CUCCAAUUAUAUGCGAAGGCAUGUAAAAUGGGUGUCCCUAUUGGCCGGAAAAGAGCUUUUCCUCAUUCGCUGUUAAUCUCCCAAUUAUACGCGAAUACACAAAAUGGGCGUUACUUUAACGGGAAGUUAUUUUCUUCGUUUAAGAACUGCGCUGUUAAGGUAAACAGGUAAGCACCAUCAUGGAGCAGACUCAGUUGAUAGAUGAACCAUUUUUUAUAGAAGAGACUGAUAAUGAAGUAUCAAUUAGAAGACCUAUGGCAAGGAUAAAAGUCUUUAAUAAUGCUCACUGCCAAGAAAAAGAUUUUUUAUUAUUUCUUGGAGAAAACACAGUAGGUCGGGAGGAGACAUGUACUGUGGCUGUCCCUGUUGGGUCUGUGUCAAAGUGCCAUGCUGUUAUUGAAAUUGAGAGUGAUUCACAUUUAUUGUGGGAUUGUGGCAGCCUUAAUGGCACUCGCAAAGGACGCAAACUGCUGAAGCCAAGAGUCCAUUAUGAUCUGCAAAAUGGAGAUCUGAUUAUGUUUGCAGAUGUGCCCUGUCAGUAUAUCAUUCUGAACAAUGAAAGUCCCAGAGGGAGCCAAAAGGACUCAGAAAAUGCCUCACACACUAUGGCAGCAACAAAUACAGUGGCUGAUAAAAGCAAACAAGAAAUCAACUGCAGUAGUUUGCUAUCACAUAAUGGCUGUACAUUAGAACAGCCAAACAAUAAAUCUGUUGGUAUAAAAUUGGAAGAAGAGGUGGAUGCAGACGAAGAGGAAGAUGAUUCUCUCUUGCCGGACACGCAGACUCAUACAGUAACACACCCUUUGACAUUUGAGAAGACACCAGUAACAACUUUAAGAAGAUACAAUCUUCCACUUGUCUCUGACUCUGAUUCUGAGGAAGAGGAUGACAAAAGAAGAAAACAGAAAAAAAGUGCAUAUACAUCAGAUUCAUCUUCUCCAAGCGUGUCUGAUCCCAAAAAUUCAACCUUCAUGUCUCCUGGAGUAACUGUUAUUCCUGAGAGUGAAGAUGAAAGCUCUAUUACACCAGGCUCUGGACCAGAUUUGCAAAGAAAACAAUUCCAUUACGAUAGUAAUACUGAUUUAGAAGAAGAACCUCUUGUCAGUCAAUCAAAAAAAUCUGUUCCAAGUAUAGCAUCAUUUGCAAGUGAAGAAUCAGAAAUUGAGAAUUCAGCACUUUGCUUAAAAGGCAAAUCCACGAUAAACAAAAGCAUUAAAAAAUCAUUAGAGCAGCACAACUCCAAAGAAAGCCUAGAUGAAGUAGUUGAAGUUGAAGAAAGUGAAACCAGUGACACAGAUGUAGAUGACAAAGUCCUUAGUGAGCAAAAUUCAAACAUCAGUGUCGCAGAAGUCAAAGAAGCUAAAAAUGUAAAGGCAAUGGGUCAUAGUUCAAGUGUGGUCCCCUUUGAUAUGAAUCCAAUAGAAGAUAAUUGCAGUAGAAGUGUAUGUGUUAGUUUAGGGGUUGAAAAAAAAUCUCAGUUUAAGCCUUCUGCAGUAGAUUACAAGAGGAGUUCUUCUGUGGCUGAGAAUGAAGAGGGAAAUGAAAAGCCAAAUCUUAUAAAUCAAAUUGAAGCCUGGGAAGAUGAAAAGCAGCUGCUUUCAAAGCAACAUUUAGAGCUAUCUUCCCCUUGUCUUUCUAAUUCUAGAGCUGAAGCUAAGGUUGGGGCAGAUGCUGCAACUAAAAACACAAAUUCUGAGAGCAAACCUACUGCUGACCUUGUACCACUAAGUACCUUCACUCUUGAGAAUGAUACAGAAGAAGAAUGUGAAGGUGAUGAUUCCGCAAGGGGAAUUUAUGAUGCUAAAAUAAAAGCAACACUCCAAGAUGAUGUUUUUAAUGAUCAACAACCUUCUAUAACUACAUCAGCUGUAGACCAAAGAAGUCAAGUUGCAUCCCACUUUGAGAACAGCAUAGAUAUUGAAGACCAAUCAGCAUUUCUUGUGCAAAGACCUUGCAAUGUUAAGUCAUCAGAAAUGGUACCUCAAACUAACAAACAAGACGUGCCAGUAAGUAGUUCUGUCUCCACAGAACUGCAAACAUUUCAGUUAGAUAGUGAUACUGACUGUGAAGAUGAAGUGGAGAAUACCACUCAACAAGCUUUGUGUACUGAAGCUUUGUCCUCCAUGGAACUUGGCCAUGAACGACAAGUUCCCACAUCCUUACCUUCUUCAAUACAAAAUAUUAAUUUUAAUGUUCACAGUGUCACUGAUGUUGGAGAUGAAAGGCAGACUGUAAUAAAAAGUACUGAUUGUCAAAGUUCUUCUUGUUUAGAUCAGAUAGCACCUACAAGUGUUUCUGUAACUCAAGGCCUGACCCACUUUUGCCAGGACAAUAAAGUUGAAAAGAGCAAUAAUAAAUUAUUAGCAAAAUCUUCAGAUCUGUGUGUAAGUGAGGCUGUGGAUAACAGUUUAUCUCAGUUGCAGUCCCCUGUAAAUGCAUCAGCCCCAGGUGUGUUGAACAUGUUCCAUAUUGACAGUGAUACUGACAGUGAAGAAGAACCAGUUUUGGAAGGAGAUGAUACAUUGCCAACACAAGAAGAGGGUGAUUCUAGGAGAACCAGUUUGGUUGGAGUGCCUUAUAGCCCUAAUACAAAUGAUGACAGUGAUACAGAUGUUGAAGUAGAAAAUGUGCUACCACAAUGUAGUAAGUCUUACGUGAAUCCUCAAGAACUGCAUGGGAAUAAUAAUAAUGAUGAUGCACGGGAUGUUGAACAAGAGACUCAGUGCUAUAUUUACACAACUGUAAAUGAAGAUAAUAUUUUCAAAGAGCCUUUACCAUCUGACUUGAAAGGAAGAUCACAGAUUUCAUGUUCUUCUAGCUCACCUUGUAACUUCCCUACGUUGCCUCCACAAGGAAAGAAUGAAUAUGAUUUAAUCACUGCACCAACACAGAGUUUUAAUUCGGUGGAUAUCGAUCACGAUGAUAUUGCAUUGGCAGCCACCCAGCCAUAUGAUUUUGAGCUGAAUCUAUCAAGAGAUGCGAGUAUUGAUGAAACACCAACCCAGGCUUAUGACUUUAAUCAUAGAACAUCUAGCACAACAAAGGCAAAUUGUGUUCCUGCCAAUUCUGAAUGCCAGUCAGAAAACAAAAGUGCAUUUAAACUGACAAUGUUUAAGAAUACUGACAUACAGCCUGAUAAUGCUUUCAUAAAAUCUGGAGAGAAUAGUAGCACUGGAAUUACCGAUAUUGUUGAACCCUUGAAUGCAGUGCACAAAGAGGAUGAAAAUUGCACUAGCUUGGACUCAGAAACACCUUCAUUCCUUCUGGAGACACAAGGAAAUAAACAAAAAAAUGCACCAGUUACUGGCAAAGGUGAUAUUCAAGAAACUCUUUCUUCUCAUUCUGAGUCUGAGAUAAAAGCAAGUGAACCUGUUGCUGUUGCAGAAUCUGAUGAAUAUUUUACUCAGAAUACAGUUCCUGUAAGUGUUUGGGAAAGAAACAAAACCUCAGAAAGCCAUGUUAACAAAUUCGUUGAGGAGGCGAACAUCGAUAAUACUCCAGAUAUUGAACAGGAUAAUGUAAAGCAAAGAGGUUAUUGCGCUAUGCAGGCUGCUGCUGCUGCUGAUGUGCUCCAUACUAAGAAUGAAGCUUGCACUGAGGAAGAAAAGAAAGAUAAUGAUACUAUACCUCUAGACUUUGUGGAUGGACAAUUACAGACAUCAAACACAGAAAAUAAGUGCAACAAAAUAAGGGCUGAUGAUUCUGAAACAUGUACAUUGAUAGGAGAAAAAAAGAAUAACAAUCAUGAAGUUUAUAAAGAAGACAUUUCUUCUGUUGAUAAUGUAAAUAGCAAUGAAACACUGAAAGACAUGGAUGACCACGUGACAGAAAAAGCUGGGAAAAAGCAACACCUGGACACUGUUCUAUCAACUUGGAAUAUAUCGCAUGAUGUGAAUCUUGUCGAAUCAAAAUGUUUUGAAAAAAAUGAUAUUAAUGUAACUUAUAAGCAAUUAUCAGUCAAUGGCAGUAGAAUUGAUUCAGGUACUUCAUUCGCAGAAAAGGAAAUAAUAUGCAGUAGUCAUAAUACUGAAAUUCAGUUGACAGUCAAAAACUCAAAGGGCACUGUUACUGAUUUACCUAGAGAGGUUCAGAGUCCAAAAAUGGUGAAGAACAUUAAUGCAGAGAAGAAAUGUUUAACUGAAAAUUCCCUUAACCCUAUUAGUAAUACUGUUCAGAACACUGCAAUAGGCUUGUGUCUAGAAGCCAAAAAAGAUGGAACUAUGGAUUAUGAAUUUCAACCUCCUAAUAAAGAAACAAACCCAUGUGAUGCGCAAGAUAAUAAAAAGAUAAAAACUGCUCCAAUCUUUCUGGAGACAACAGAACAGAGCAUUAGCUUAAGGAAAAGUAACAGGUUGGCUUUAGCUUCACAAGGUCGAGAAGCUUCAGAAGCGCUAAAUAAACCAAAAUCCAACAGAAAAAGAACUACAUCAGUUUCUAAAAAUAAUGAUGGAAAGAAUGGGGACAAUAAUAUUGCACUGGAUGAAAAUGAUGCUAAAGCUCAGAAAAAGAGGCGAACUAUGAAGAAGCAUGUAAGCCCAAAAACUGCUGAGGCAGUCUUGGAGGAUUUAAAGGUACAAUUACCAUCAACAAAAAAUAAAGGCACUGUAAAAGCAGAAAAGGCUGGAAAAAAAACACUUAUGCCAAAGUCAAGUUCUAUACUAAUGGCAAUGAAUGAGGAGUCUGAUAAUGCAAAGAUAAAUCAUGAAAGUCAAGACAAAGUCAGUAUAGUUGAAUCAGAAAUAAACCAGCAGAAAACAAUACCUGAGACUGAGGAACGUGGGAGAAGGCAGUGCCAGUCAAACUCUAACCUCCCAGCUAAUCCUAAAGAAAUUGUAAAGACCAAUGAAACAGAGGCACCAAAACGAAGAAACAGGAGGCAAGGGAAAUCUGUAAUAGUUCAGUCCUUGGGAGAUGAACAUGUUGGAGAAGUAUCAGGUAGGAAAAACGAACAUGUUGCAUUUGACAAUGGCAAUUUGGAGUCAAUAAAUAAAAUUCCUUGUACAAAAAAAUCAAAAGAACUAAAGAGAAAGGGAAAGAGACACGAAACAUCUGUAACAGUGGAAUCUGUUUUUCAUGACCUAGCUGAUGAGGAACUUCCAGAGAAAAGGAGUAGGAAAGAAGUACCUAUUGUGUCCUGCAAUAGACGGUCAAAGAGGAAUGAAAUGGAAGUUUGUAAUGUUGAACAAAAAGAAGAGAAAGCGAAUAGUAGGAAAUUGCAAACAUCAGUUGAAGAAACUGACAAGAAGCAAGAUGAAUAUUUGGAAGAUGUUACAGAAAAUAUGAAAAAUCCUUCAGAAACGCAAGAAGUGCCCCAGUACCAAGUACGGCAUACUCGGAGGAAGACCAGCUUAACAUCUUCAGUGGUGGAAGAUGACUUGCUACAAACGACAGAGUCAUUUUCAAGAGUAUGUGUAAGAGGGAAAAGAAGUAUAAAGCAGAUGAGAUCUAAAGAUGAGCAACAAAGAGUGGAUGAGCAAGGUGGAAGAUCUGAGAUUAUUGAAGAUGGAGAGAAAGUCGAGGAGACGAUUAAACAAAUCUCCAGCACUACUACUCCUAAACAAAAAGGUUGUUUGCAGGGAACCAACAGGAGAACAAAGAAGGAGGGGACUCCUCAGAGACUGACCGGUCCAGCCACUUUGUGCUUCAGGAACCAAGAUCUGAAUCUGACUCCUCGGUCAUUAAUUAGUCGUACUCGAUGUAGCAGUAGCCCACGUGCAUCUGGGAUUGUAAAGAUAAUGUUCACUGGAGUUGAAGAUGAUUUAGCAGAAAAGACGAUUCAUCAGUUAGGUGGAGAAAUGGCUGAAUCAGUUCAGAACUGCACUCACCUGAUUACUGAUCGUGUGCGACGCACUGUCAAGUUUCUGUGUGCUUUGGCUAGAGGAAUACCUAUUGUUACACCAGACUGGCUAGAUAAGUGUGGCAAGAAUGGCUGUUUCUUAUCUCCAAAUCCAUUUCUUGUGAAAGAUAGAGAACAGGAGAAGAAUUUCAGCUUCUCUCUUGCAGACUCCCUUGCCAUUGCAAGAAAAAAAUCAUUAUUGGAGGGCUUUGAAAUCCAUGUCACUCCAAAUGUUAAACCUGAUCCACCACAGAUGAAAGAAAUCAUUGAAUGCAGUGGAGCUGUUUAUCUGCCAAAGAUGCCUGGGAAGUUUAAAGAGAAGAACAUUGUGGUGUCUUGUGUAGAGGAUAUAACUAAAUGCAAAACAGCUUUUGGGGCAUCCAUCCCUGUGGUGAAUUCAGAAUUUCUCCUAACAGGGAUUCUGCAGCAAAGCAUUGAGCUGGAGCGUUACUGCAUACAGAUGCCUGGCAUUGAAAGGCAAGGACCUGCUGAUGGACAAAUUACCUCUGGAUCCAAGAAGAAAAGGAGAUAACUAUUCAAGAUUAAUUAUUCUUUAAAUAUAUUUACAAAUGUCUGUAUUCUUAAUAUGUAAAUUUGGGAGUUAUUAAAUAGUGCCUUUAUGUAAACUUGCUAAGAAGAAUAAAAUGAAUAUCUUUUACUGUAUUCUGCAUUUACAGGAGUGAAGCUUAUUGAUGUGUAAAAAGAACAAAUUUGCUAGUAGCAAGACUUCUGUCAUCAGUAGUGCUUUAAAAUUUUUUAAAAAGUAAAUAAAUCAGGAAUAUGAAAAA
Molecule: messenger RNA, 6624 nt
Organism: Erpetoichthys calabaricus (reedfish)
Lineage: Eukaryota; Metazoa; Chordata; Cladistia; Polypteriformes; Polypteridae
Gene: mdc1
Product: mediator of DNA damage checkpoint 1
Exons: 13
Coding region: 180-6368 (2062 amino acids)
Biological process (GO): positive regulation of transcription initiation by RNA polymerase II
Cellular component (GO): nucleus
Molecular function (GO): protein binding
Source: RefSeq, a predicted model, not a curated record